Molecule: messenger RNA, 2620 nt
Organism: Pseudopodoces humilis (Tibetan ground-tit)
Lineage: Eukaryota; Metazoa; Chordata; Aves; Passeriformes; Paridae
Gene: MFN1
Product: mitofusin 1
Biological process (GO): mitochondrial fusion; mitochondrion localization
Cellular component (GO): mitochondrial outer membrane
Molecular function (GO): GTPase activity; GTP binding
Source: RefSeq, a predicted model, not a curated record
CGGGACCGGGGCCGAGCCAGAGCUCCGCGAGGGACCGGGGCUGAACCGAUGCUCCGCGAGGGAGCACGACUGAGUGAGGCACCAUAAGAGACUGGGGCCGCCGCUGCCCCUCGGCCUGACCCCACCGAGCCGGGGCUCCGGGAGGAAGCGGGGCCCGUGCUCGCUGGCCGGCGAGCCAGCGCUGACCUGCGGGCGGUGGGGAGGCGGGAGCCGUGUUUGAUGAGGGGAAAGCCUCGUGUUUCCGGGACAGAUAGCACCAGAUCGGUUCCAACCUGUCCCCGAGUUUCGCCAGCCGCUUUUGGCGGUUGUGGUGAGGAGAGGAGAUCAGAGUAAACAGCGCAAACUGAACUUACUGCCCUUUGGAGUUUAAGCUGCAGCAUGGCAGAAGCCUCUACGUCUCCACUGAAGCACUUUGUGCUGGCCAAAAAGACCAUCACUGCCAUCUUCGACCAGCUGCUGGACUAUGUCACUGAGGGAGCAGCGUUUGUGGAAGCCACAUACAAGAACCCGGAGCUUGAUCAUGUAGCAACAGAAGAUGAACUAGCAAAAAUACAAGCAUAUAAAAGCAAGUUGGCAGUCAUUAGAGAGGUGCUCUCACGGAGACAUAUGAAAGUGGCAUUUUUUGGCAGAACAAGCAGUGGGAAAAGUUCAGUCAUUAAUGCAAUGCUGUGGGAUAAGGUACUUCCCAGUGGAAUUGGCCAUACAACAAACUGCUUCCUCAGUGUGGAAGGGACUGAUGGAGAUAAGGCUUAUCUUAUGACAGAAGGAUCAGAUGAAAAGAAGAGUGUCAAGACAGUCAAUCAGCUGGCUCACGCACUUCACAUGGAUAAAGAUUUGAAGGCUGGCUGUCUGGUCCAUGUCUUUUGGCCCAAGUCAAAGUGUGCCCUGCUGAGAGAUGAUUUGGUUUUAGUGGACAGCCCUGGCACAGAUGUCACUACAGAACUGGACAGCUGGAUUGACAAGUUCUGUUUAGAUGCUGAUGUGUUUGUCCUGGUUGCCAAUUCUGAAUCAACUCUCAUGAACACGGAGAAACAUUUUUUCCAUAAAGUGAACGAACGACUUUCCAAGCCAAACAUCUUCAUUCUCAAUAAUAGAUGGGAUGCCUCUGCAUCAGAACCAGAGUACAUGGAAGAUGUGCGUAGGCAGCACAUGGAGCGCUGUCUGACUUUCCUGGUCGAUGAGCUCAAAGUUAUUGAUCCUGUAGAAGCCAGGAAUCGCAUCUUUUUUGUUUCAGCAAAAGAAGUUCUGAGUGCCAGGAGACAAAAGGCCCAAGGAAUGCCUGAGGGUGGUGAAGCGCUUGCUGAAGGAUUUCAAACAAGAUUCCAGGAAUUUCAACAUUUUGAGCAGAUAUUUGAGGAGUGUAUCUCGCAGUCAGCCGUGAAAACCAAGUUUGAACAGCACACUAUCAGAGCUAAACAGAUAAUAGAUACUGUGAAAAACAUUAUGGACACCAUAAACGUGGCAGCAGCAGAGAAAAGAGUCCAGUCCAUGGAAGAGCGAGAGGAUCAGAAGGACAGGCUGGACUUUGUUCGAAAUCAGCUGAACAUUUUGACAGAAGACACCAAGGAAAAAAUCAAACGCGUUACUGAGGAAGUCGAAAACAAAGUCUCCUCUGCCAUGACUGAUGAGAUUUGCCGGCUUUCAGUUUUAGUUGAUGAAUUUUAUUCUGAUUUUCACCCUUCUCCUCAAGUAUUGAAGCUCUAUAAGACAGAACUGAACAAACAUAUAGAAGAUGGUUUGGGAAAGAACCUGGCUGAUCGCUGCUCCACUGAAGUCAACGAGUCAAUGCACCAGUCCCAGCAGGAGAUGAUUGAAAAUCUGAAACCAUUGUUGCCUUCUAGUGUUCAGGAUCAGCUCCACUUGCUAAUUCCAUGCAGGAAGUUUGACCUUAGCUAUGAUCUAAACUGUCAUAGCCUGUGUGCAGAUUUUCAAGAGGAUAUCAUGUUCCACUUUUCUUUGGGAUGGACUUCUCUUGUAAACCGUUUCUUGGGUCCUAAACAAGCUCAGAAAGUACUCCUGGGAUUAGCAGAUCCAAACCUACAUAUCCCUCGUCCUUUAGCCAGCACCCCGUCUGCCACCAGCCUUCCUGCCAUAACUCCUGAGAACGUGCCCCAGGAUGAAUUUAUGAUUCCUUUGGUGUUGAGUUUAGCCUCGCUGACAUCCCGGACCUCCAUGAGCAUCAUCGUUGUUGGCGGAGUGAUUUGGAAGACCAUAGGCUGGAAGCUGAUCUCAUUCUCCCUGAGCAUGUAUGGGCUGCUGUACCUGUACGAGAGGCUGACCUGGACCACUCGGGCCAAGGAGAGAGCCUUUAAGCAGCAGUUUGUGAACUACGCCACCGAGAAGCUGCAGAUGAUCGUCAGCCUCACCAGCGCCAACUGCAGCCACCAGGUGCAGCAGGAAAUGGCCACUACUUUUGCUCGGCUUUGUCAGCAGGUGGAUGUUACUGAGAAGAACCUGGAAAAAGAAAUAGCUAGGCUUUCCAAAGAAAUAGAUCAGCUGGAGAACAUACAGAGCAGCUCCAAGCAGCUGAGAAAUAAAGCCAUUCACCUUGAGAAUGAACUAGAUCACUUCACAAAACAUUUUCUUCAAAAGAAUAAAUAAAACAUCAUUGUGAACCUUC